Molecule: messenger RNA, 2322 nt
Organism: Coregonus clupeaformis (lake whitefish)
Lineage: Eukaryota; Metazoa; Chordata; Actinopteri; Salmoniformes; Salmonidae
Product: G2/mitotic-specific cyclin-B3
Exons: 11
Coding region: 178-1404 (408 amino acids)
Biological process (GO): regulation of cyclin-dependent protein serine/threonine kinase activity; mitotic cell cycle phase transition
Cellular component (GO): centrosome; cytoplasm; nucleus
Molecular function (GO): cyclin-dependent protein serine/threonine kinase regulator activity
Source: RefSeq, a predicted model, not a curated record
GACGCAGUCUGCUCGCACUUUUGUUUAGCUCACCGUCUGGACCAUUCGACCUGUGUUGCAUAUUGUAUUUUUGGCUUAGAAACUUUUGCAACAAACUUUGACCGUACGGAAAAUACGAUAAGGAUACAACCACUGACUGUCUGGAAACCCAUUUGGUGAAAACUCCAAGCUGCUGUCAUGCCUUUUCCCAGGGGGAAGAAACCUAGUGUCACUGCUGGCAAUAAAAUACCCAACCUACAUGACAAAGGGAUGGAGAAUCAGGAGGAAGGCCCCCAGGUCAAGAGGGUUUCCUCCUCUCCCCAAGGAGCCCCUAAGAAGAGGACUGCCUUCGUAGACAUCACCAAUGCACACAAGGUCCACAUCAGCCUGCCAGGAACCAAGAAGAAGAACUCCCUUAAGAAGACACAGAAGAAGACCACCACUACUGUGUCAGACAAGAACGAAGCCAACCUAAAAAAGUCUGAAUCAGUGAGCUCAGAGAGUCAGGAGGAGGAAACCCCAGUGGAAGAGCUGGUGGUGGUGGGGGCUGUUCCACCUAGAGAGUUACCCCCCCACCUUCAGAGACCACAGAUCCCUGAGAAGUUUGAUAUAGACACCCAGCACCUGGAUGACCCCACUCUGACGGCUGAGUACGCCAAAGAGAUUUUUGACUACCUCAAAGCCAGAGAGGAGAAGUUCAUCCUGUCUGACUAUAUGUCCAUCCAGCCCAGUCUGAAUGCUGGGAUGAGGUCCAUCCUGGUGGACUGGCUGGUCGAGGUGCAGGAGAACUUUGAGCUGAACCAUGAGACCCUGUAUCUGGCUGUGAAGGUGACGGACCACUACCUGUCCACUGCUCCGGUCAACAGAGAGAGUCUACAGCUCAUAGGGUCUACAGCCAUGCUCAUAGCGUCCAAGUUUGAGGAGCGCUGUCCGCCCUGUGUGAACGACUUCCUGCUCGUCUGUGACGAUGCGUACAAGAGGGAGGAGCUUAUCGCUAUGGAGACAAACAUCCUGCAGGCGCUGGGGUUCGACAUCAACAUCCCCGUCCCCUACCGCUUCCUCAGGCGAUACGCCAAGUGUGUGAGUGCCAGUAUGGACACUCUAACCCUGGCACGGUACGUGUGUGAGCUGAGUCUCCAGGAAAUGGAUCUGGUCCCAGAGAGAGGAUCAUUACUGGCCUCAGCCUGUCUGCUGCUGGCUCUAGUCACCAAGGAGCUGGGAGGAUGGUCCCCUAUCCUGGUUUUCCACUCUGGGUACGGUGUGUCAGAGCUGGCCCCUGUCGUCCGGAAGCUUCACUCCAUGCUCACCUCCCCUCCAGACGACAAACUCCUGGCCGUCCGGAGCAAGUACUCUCACAAGGUUUUCUUUGAAGUCGCGACGAUUCCGACGGUGGACCUGGAGACAUUGGAGAGCGCGUUGAAGUGACGUGAGCCAUAGCAACGAGUUGGUGGAUGAGUGAGAAAAUAUGUACAUUUCUAAGGAAGACACUGUAUAUAUUUUGUAAUAAUAUUUAUAUAUAUCGCUAUGCUAAUUUUUCUAAUAAAGGGAUGGAAUUUGUUGUUCUGUUGUAUAAUCAAGCUUGGAUUUUUUUCAGCAGCAAUGCUUUUUUUACAUGUUCAAGUUGUAUUUUGUAGCUGUUUUACACUUGUUCUUUAAGAAAAAAAAAAAGUUUUAUACAGGUGUUGAAGUAAAAGUAGUCUAAAUGUUACAAAGCUAUUUUUAGAAGUGUGUAGUGAGAGAGGGGGGGGAAAAAAGUAAAUAUUGAUUUACUGUUAAUAUCAUUGACCAUUGAUAUUAUUGUAUUGUGUAACCCACGGUAACAGUGUUCUUUAUAGGUAUAAACAAUGUCUGUCUCUGUCGGGAGUUGUCAAGGUUUUGCUCCAGCCCUGCUCCAAGUUAUACAGAACUUAUUCUACUAAUCGGCCUCUCAUCAGGACCUUGAUUAGCGGAAGCAGGUGUGUUAGUUAGAGCGAUGCUGGAACAAAAGCCUGCAUACUACCCAGUAGCUCUCCAGGAGGACGGUUGGACACCCCUUGGCCUGUCUGCCUCCCAAAAUGGAGGGUUGGACACCCCUUGGCCUGUCUGCCUCCCAAAAUGGUGGGUUGGACACCCCUUGGCCUGUCUGCCUCCCAAAAUGGAGGGUUGGCCACCCUUUUGGUCUGUCUGCCUCCCAAAAUGGAGGGUUGGACACCCCUUGGCCUGUCUGCCUCCCGAAAUGUAUUUUUAUGUUGUACAGUGUGUAUCAUGUAUAAACUCUUAACAGUCAAAUCCUCUCUUGCUCAAAUUGUUAUGCUAUUUUUAAAUGGCUAUCAGAGCUCUGAAAAUUAAAUAAAUCUGUUUUAU